AUGGCUGAGCACCUAUUUGAUGACACCUUCGUCGUCAAGAAGCUCGAUCCUGAUGGUAAAAAGUUUGACAAAGUUUCUCGUGUGGAAGCUAUGAGCGAUGAUUGUCGUACAUAUAUGCAGUUAGAUGUUGCCACAGAGGUUUAUCCUAUGCGUGUUGACGAAAAAUUUAAAAUGGUUCUAGCUGAGACUCUGAAUUUGGAUGGCACUCCAGAUACUGGCUACUUCACACAGGCUGUCGGAGAAACUCUCGCUGACAGGUUUGAGUAUGUCAUGCAAGGGAAGGUUUACAAAAUUGCAGAUUACGCCCCGCCCAAGCCCAAAGAAGAUGCAGACACCUCCAACAAAGAUGCAGACACCUCAAUAGAUCCUAAAGUGGAGGUUUUUGCAUCAUUCGGUGGUCUCCUGAUGGUGCUCAGGAGUGACCCUUCCUUUGCUGCCCCCUUCGAGCUGGACAAGAGGGUUUUUCUACUUAUACGCAAGGGGCCGUAGAACUACAUUAGGAACG
Messenger RNA from Setaria italica (foxtail millet), 505 nucleotides. Its product is annotated as DNA-directed RNA polymerases II, IV and V subunit 8B-like. NCBI's taxonomy places the organism in Eukaryota, Viridiplantae, Streptophyta, Magnoliopsida, Poales, Poaceae. Gene Ontology annotation, molecular function: DNA-directed RNA polymerase activity. Bases 1 to 489 code for a protein of 162 amino acids. Gene Ontology annotation, cellular component: RNA polymerase III complex; RNA polymerase II, core complex; RNA polymerase I complex. The transcript is spliced from 4 exons. Gene Ontology annotation, biological process: DNA-templated transcription. The record is from RefSeq and is a predicted model, not a curated record.